Molecule: messenger RNA, 2996 nt
Organism: Eruca vesicaria subsp. sativa (arugula)
Lineage: Eukaryota; Viridiplantae; Streptophyta; Magnoliopsida; Brassicales; Brassicaceae
Source: the annotation of a GenBank genome assembly
GAUGAGAUUGUCUACAGCUGGGUUUAAUCCUCAACCUCAUGAAGUUACAGGAGAGAAGAGAGUUCUAAAUUCAGAGCUGUGGCAUGCUUGUGCUGGUCCUCUUGUCUCGUUACCUCCUGUUGGAUCCAGAGUUGUGUAUUUCCCUCAAGGUCACAGUGAACAGGUCGCUGCUUCAACCAACAAAGAAGUGGAUGCUCAUAUACCCAAUUACCCGAGCUUGCAUCCUCAGCUUAUCUGUCAGCUUCACAAUGUCACAAUGCAUGCUGAUGUGGAGACUGAUGAAGUCUAUGCACAAAUGACUUUGCAACCGUUGAACGCUCAAGAGCAAAAAGAUCCAUACCUUCCGGCGGAGUUAGGUGUCCCGAGUAGACAGCCUACAAACUAUUUCUGUAAAACUCUGACUGCUAGUGAUACCAGCACUCAUGGGGGUUUCUCUGUGCCUCGCCGAGCUGCUGAGAAAGUUUUCCCUCCCUUGGAUUACUCUCAGCAGCCUCCAGCUCAAGAGUUGAUGGCGAGAGAUCUUCACGAUAACGAAUGGAAGUUCAGGCAUAUUUUCCGAGGCCAACCCAAGAGACACCUCCUUACUACUGGUUGGAGCGUAUUUGUGAGUGCUAAAAGACUUGUCGCUGGUGACUCUGUGCUUUUCAUCUGGAACGAUAAGAACCAGUUACUUCUUGGUAUAAGACGAGCCAAUCGUCCACAGACUGUCAUGCCUUCAUCUGUUUUGUCAAGUGACAGUAUGCAUUUAGGCCUUCUUGCUGCUGCUGCUCAUGCUGCCGCUACUAAUAGUCGCUUCACCAUCUUCUAUAACCCAAGGGCAAGUCCUUCAGAGUUUGUAAUACCCCUGGCUAAGUACGUGAAAGCUGUUUAUCACACUCGUGUCUCUGUUGGCAUGCGGUUUAGGAUGUUGUUUGAAACUGAGGAAUCAAGUGUUCGUAGGUACAUGGGUACAAUAACUGGCAUUUGUGAUCUUGAUCCUACUCGUUGGGCUAAUUCUCAUUGGCGGUCCGUCAAGGUUGGAUGGGAUGAGUCCACUGCAGGAGAGAGGCAACCGAGAGUUUCCUUGUGGGAGAUUGAGCCUUUGACCACAUUCCCAAUGUAUCCAUCUCCUUUUCCACUCAGGCUUAAACGUCCAUGGCCUCCAGGUCUUCCCUCUUUUCAUGGACUUAAAGAUGAUGAUAUGAGUAUGGGCAUGGGUAUGGGUAUGAGUUCGCCGCUUAUGUGGGAUCGAGGACUUCAGUCUCUAAACUUUCAAGGUAUGGGAGUAAACCCGUGGAUGCAGCCUAGGCUUGAUGCUUCGGGCUUGCUUGGUAUGCAAAACGACGUUUACCAAGCAAUGGCUGCAGCUGCUCUUCAAGACAUGAGAGGCAUUGAUCCCGCUAAAGCUGCAGCUUCACUUCUUCAGUUCCAAAACCCCUCUGGAUUCGCAAUGCAACCCCCUUCCUUGAUGCAGCCACAGAUACUACAGCAGCAACUCUCUCAGCAGCAGCAGCAGCAACAACUCUCUCAACAGCAGCAGCAGCAGCAGCAACAACUCUCUCAACAGCAGCAGCAGCAACAGUCUUAUCUCGGCGUUCCUGAAACCCACCAGCCUCAAUCUCAGUCAAACAAUCUCCUUUCUCAGCAGCAGCAAGUGGUGGAUAAUCAUAAUCCGUCAGCAGCUUCCAGUGCUGCUGCUGUUUCUGCUAUGUCUCAGUUUGGUUCUGCUUCUCAGUCAAUCACGUUGCCACUCCAGUCCAUGACUUCUCUUCAGAACUUCUCAGACACCAACGGAGGAAACAACAAUCCUCUCUCUCCGCUCCACACUCUUCUCAGUAACUUCUCACAAGACGAGUCUUCUCAAUUGCUCAACCUCACUAGAACAAACUCUGCAAUGACUUCUUCUGGUUGGCCAUCAAAGCGUCAAGCAGUUGAUUCAUCUUUCCAGCACCCUGGAGCAGCCGGUAACAACAACAACACUCAAUCCGUAAUGGAGCAAAUGGGACAGUCCCACAACACAAGCAACGUUCCUCCAAGUGCUGUCUCAUUGCCUCCAUUCCCUGGUGGUAGAGAGUGCUCAAUAGAGCAAGAAGGAAGCCCUUCAGACCCACAUAGCCAUCUUCUCUUUGGAGUCAAUAUAGAUUCAUCUUCCCUCUUGAUGCCAAACGGAUUGUCAAACCUUAGAAGCAUUGGCAUUGAAGGUGGUGACUCCACCGCUCUACCUUUCACAACAUCUAACUUCAACAACGAUUUCUCGGGUGGUAAUCUUGCAAUGACUACACCUUCUAGUUGUAUAGACGAAUCAGGUUUUCUACAAUCCUCAGAAAACCUCGGUUCUGAGAACCAACAAUCUAAUACCUUUGUGAAGGUGUACAAGUCAGGGUCUUUUGGACGAUCAUUAGAUAUAACGAAGUUUAGCAGCUACCACGAGCUGCGUAGCGAGCUCGCUCGCAUGUUUGGCCUUGAAGGCCAGUUAGAAGACCCUGUAAGAUCAGGCUGGCAGCUUGUAUUUGUUGACCGAGAGAACGAUGUUCUUCUCCUCGGCGAUGACCCUUGGCCGGAGUUUGUGAGCAGCGUGUGGUGCAUAAAGAUACUGUCACCACAAGAAGUUCAGCAAAUGGGGAAAAGAGGCCUUGAGCUUCUCAACUCAGCUCCAUCCUCCAACAAUGUCGAGAAGCUCCCGACCAACGGGAACUGCGAUGACUUUGGGAACCGGUCAGACCCGAGGAACCUCGGCAACGGUAUUGCAUCCGUUGGGGGCUCGUUCAACUACUAGACAAGUAGAAACAAAACCCCUUUUUCUUGUUGUUCAAGUUAUUUAAGUUUCAUCUUAUAAAAUUAGUAUUAAUCCUCAGUCUAAUCACUACUAGCUAAAUUCUCUCUUUUAUUACUUAUAGAAAAAAGAGAGCUUUGAGUUGGCCUUUGUGGAGACAGAAACAAAAACUAUGUAAUAGAUCUUAUUAUCUCUUAUGUCGAAAUACUGUAAUUAUAAGAUCUUUUUGGUCCACUUUUCUUAU